UCGCAAGUGAAAAUUGUGUUUUAACAAUUUUACAAAAACCAAUUUAAACAUUUUCAUCAACACACAUUAAAAACCAACACACACAAACACACAAUGUUGUGGGAAUCAAUCAUUGAAGAAUCCGGAGAUAUUGCCAUGGAUUACCAAAGCUUCCAAAUCCAAAGAAAUACCCGCAAUCCUUUGUCGCGCCGCUUGAACUUGGAUGCUUCCAUGCCAGACAUGACCAUGGAUGAACUGUCUUUCUAUGGUGAGGAUCACUCCUCUCAAGAUCGUCACUUCACCGCCAGUCCACAAUUGAUGGGUCUCUUGUCGCCUGAAGGCUCACCUGAACGCUUCCAAAUUGUCGACAAAUCCAGCAAAUUCUUGCACAGCCGCAAAGCCUUGAACUUGAAAUCAUUGGCCUCGCAAAAUGCCAAGAACACAGUCACCAGCUCAAACACUCCCUCAAAAGGCAGCUUCCGCGUUUUCCAAAGCAUGUCCUCCACCGGUUCCAUGGAAUCAUCUAUGGAUGAUGAAUACAUGGAAUUUUUCGAUAUGGAAAAUCUUGAACCCCAACAACAACAAAACUUCCCCAGCGAUUUGAGCUCACUGAUCAGUGGCCAAAUCAUCAAGAAUUCCCCCGUCAAAACUCCAGAAAUGCGCCGCCCCUCAGUGAGACGUUGCUUGAGCAUGACUGAAAACAACCAAUACACCAAGACCCCCGAAAGUAGCCUAAAUGCUGCCGCCAACAACAACAACUCAGCCUCCCGUCUGAAUGGCAGCUUCAAGCGUCCCGAACCACCAUCCACCACCUGCUCACCCAUCCAAAGCAAACGCUACCGUGGCGAUGAGAAAGAGAAUUUGGAUGGUUCAUUCACUGGUCUGCAAAAGAACACCUCCCCCAGCUCCACAGCCGCUCCCCGCCCCAGCCUCCGCAAAUGCAUGUCAAUGAACGAUGCCGAAAUCAUGUCUGCCCUCAACCGUUCGGAAAACAAUGACGAACCCGAUUUAAUCGGCGAUUUCAGCAAACCCUAUGUCUUGCCCUUGAUCCCAGGCCGUCAUCGUGAUCUCAAAUCGAUUAGCAGUGAAACCGUAGCUCGUCUCUUGCGUGGUGAAUUCGACGAUAAAGUAGCCAACUACAGAAUCAUCGAUUGCCGUUACCCAUACGAAUACGAGGGUGGUCACAUCCGUGGCGCCAAGAACCUCUACACCCAAGAACAAAUCAUCGAAGAAUUCUUGUCCCAACAAAUGACUGAAAUGCAACAAGCCCGCAACGAAGCCUCCGGCAACAAGCGCAAUAUCAUCAUCUUCCACUGUGAGUUCUCCUCCGAGCGUGGUCCCAAACUAUCCCGUUUCUUGCGCAACUACGAUCGCGCACGCAACACCAAUGCCUACCCCGCUUUGGAUUACCCCGAGGUAUACUUGUUGCACAAUGGCUACAAAGAGUUCUUUGAAAACCACAUUGAGCUCUGCGAACCCCAUGCCUACCGCCCCAUGUUGGAACCCGCCUACAACGAAGAAUACCGCAUCUUCCGUGCCAAGUCAAAGUCAUGGAAUGGUGAUUUGGGUGCCGGCACAACCCGCAUGAAGAAGUCUCGUUCCCGUUUGAUGCUGUAAAUGGUGUGCCAUCGCACCAACAGCCUGACUACUUGAACAACACCCGCCCA
Molecule: messenger RNA, 1646 nt
Organism: Musca vetustissima
Lineage: Eukaryota; Metazoa; Arthropoda; Insecta; Diptera; Muscidae
Product: M-phase inducer phosphatase
Exons: 2
Coding region: 94-1596 (500 amino acids)
Biological process (GO): protein dephosphorylation; positive regulation of G2/M transition of mitotic cell cycle; G2/M transition of mitotic cell cycle
Cellular component (GO): cytoplasm; nucleus
Molecular function (GO): protein tyrosine phosphatase activity
Source: RefSeq, a predicted model, not a curated record